Molecule: messenger RNA, 1171 nt
Organism: Dermochelys coriacea (leatherback sea turtle)
Lineage: Eukaryota; Metazoa; Chordata; Testudines; Dermochelyidae
Product: IgGFc-binding protein-like
Exons: 5
Coding region: 1-957 (318 amino acids)
Source: RefSeq, a predicted model, not a curated record
AUGGGGUUCGAAGGGGAACGGUCCACAGCGGCUGCCGUUGUCUGUGCAGGCGUUGCCAUCCCAGACGAGCCCCCAAAUUCUCUGGCCUGCCCGGCAAACAGCCACUACGAGCUGUGCACUAGAUCCUGUGAUUUCACCUGCGCUGGCUUGUUCUCCCCUGCCCAGUGCACUGCAAAAUGCUUUGAAGGCUGCCAGUGUGAAGCUGGCUACGCAUUCAAUGGGGAAACGUGCACGUCCAUGGAAGGAUGCGGCUGUGUGCGCGAUGGACGCUACAUCAAGGCCGGGGAGAGCAUCAUCUCCAGCGCUUGCUCCGAGAAGUGCACCUGCCAGGCCUCAGGCGGGCUCGUCUGCGAGCCACACAGCUGCCCCAACAAAGAGAUCUGUGCGCUCCAGGAUGGGGUGCGUGGCUGCGUGAAGCAGGAAGGCUGGUGCACGCUGCUCCCCGGAGCCCAGCUCACCUCCUUCGACGGCGCCUCUGGAGGAGAUCUCCACAGUGGAGCUUACGAGCUGGCCUCUCUCUGCAAUGACAGCGCCCCCUCCUGGUUCAGGGUGGUGGUGGACGUCAGGGCAUGCAGCGACGGGGCAGUGAUGGCUGGGACAACCGCCUACAUUUUCUUCCAAGAUGCUUUCAUAACUGUGAAAAGGAACAAGGAGACCUGGGUGAAUGGGCGCCCAGUGCCUCUCCCGGCAAAGAUCUCUGAUGCUGUCUCUGUGUACGAGUCUCAGGGUGGUGUGGCUGUGGUCCAGGCCUCGGGGAUGAUGGUUCUGUUCAGCCCCAGUGAGGAGGUGACAGUGAGGGUCAGCGAGAGCCUGGCUAACAAGCUGUGCGCACCUUGCGGGAACUUCAAUGGCGACGUCUCUGACGACUUGCGGCUGCCCAGUGGGGGGGUCGCAGGGAACAUCACUGAGGUCAUCAAUGCCUGGAAGGCCAGAGACUUCUCCGGGUGUGACGUCUAAACAAAAUCCUGGCUGCUGAAGCAUCUUCCCUCCCUGGAGUGGACCCUGCUGCCAUCUUAACUAGGAAUUGCUUAUAGUGCCAUAACUGUAGCCCUCAUGACUUUCUGUGUCCUCUACGGUAUUUAAUGAGAAAAAGACUUUGUUCUGAUUGUCAAAAAAAACAUAAAACCUGCAGAUACGAUUGUGAAGCAAUAAACACAUUUUUGCAAACUUC